AUGACUUCUUUGACAUGCGAUGUGAUUUCAGAGCCGUGUAUUUACAACAAGCAGUCAGCCAAGCUGCAGUUGAACUCGUUGUCGUCGCUGUCCUUAGCAUCUCGAGCCCAGAGCCCACCAGUCUUCAGUGCGAACACUUGGGAAGAAGGCUUAAUAAACUCUACAUCGCCAGGAAACGUUCCUGUGCUCGACGUGCUCGUGAAGGAGGUGGUGGUGCUGGUUACGCUGCUGGUCGACGAUGCACUCACCGUCGUUGAAGUAGUGCCUCACAACUCUAGGUUUCGGGGCUGUGAUUUCCCAACGAUGCUCUGCUGCCGAGGGCAUCGAGCACGCGGAACGGGGGAAGCAAGCACACAGCAGCACACAUCGUGCAAACAUUAUAUCCCAGUCAGAGCACUGGAAACAGUGACAGAGGAAGAUGAAGUACUGGAUGUAGACGUCGUCGAGCUUGAGCUUGUAGAUGAUGACGAAGAAGUUGAGCUGGACGUGACAGUGGUGGAACUGCUUGUUGUAGAGGUGCUGGUCGUGGUUGUGGACGUCGUUGUGGAAACGGUUGAGCUUGUAGAAGUCGUUGAGGAAAACGUGCUGGUCGAAGACGUUGUGGACGUGAGAGUUGCAGUGGUAGAGGAAGUGCUUGAGCUAGAAGUGGAGGUGCUAGUGGACGACACCGUUGUAGACGUUGUACUCGUGAUCGACGUGCUGGUAGAACUGCUGCUGCUCGACGUCGACGAUGUGCUUGUGCUUGUGACGCUCGUUGUUGAAGUGGACGUGACGGUCGUGCUUGAUGUAGUAGACGAGGUUGUUGUAACUGUGCUUGACGUUGUUGAUGUAAGGGUUGUUGAACUAGUUGUGGCUGUUGUGCUGGUUGACGAUGUUGAACUACUACUGCUGGACGUGGAAGUCGUAGAGCUGGAGCUCGUGGAGGUCGAGGUCGUGGAGCUACUUGAUGAACUUGUGGAACUGGUCGAGCUGGAGCUGGUGGACGUGGUAGUGAUGGACGUGCUGCUGGAGCUGCUGCUCGUCGACGAAGUAGUGGUCGAGGAUGUUGAUGUAGUUGUGCUGGUGGUGCUGGAGCUACUCGUGCUUGUGCUGGAAGUCGAACUUGACGAGGUGCUGGUUGUGGAUGUUGUGGUGAAAGUUGUGCUGGUAGAUGACGUGGAUGUGCUGGAGCUGCUCGUGGACGAAGUAGACGUUGAUGACGUGGAAGUUGACGAGGUUGACGUCGAAGUGCUCGUUGUUGAUGAGCUGCUGGUGCUGGAAGAAGAAGAUGACGUGCUCGUCGUGGACGUGGAGGAUGACGUUGUCGAACUUGAUGACGUACUGGUGGUCGACGUUGUGGUGAUACUGGUUGAUGAAGUAGACGUCGACGUCGAGCUUGUGCUCGUACUGGAGGAGGAUGUCGAGCUUGUACUUGUUGAAGAGGUGCUACUGGUUGAGGUGGAGGACGUAGAUGAUGACGAUGUGCUGGUGCUGCUGGUCGAAGUGGAAGAGCUGCUUGUUGAUGAGCUGGACGUUGACGUCGUAGAGGAAGAUGUUGUGGACGAUGAGGUGCUACUGGUUGAGGUGGAGGACGUAGAUGACGACGAUGUGCUGGUGCUGCUGGUCGAAGUGGAAGAGCUACUUGUUGAUGAGGUGCUUGUAGAGGUUGAAGUGGAUGAUGUUGAUGACGAGGACGUGCUUGUGCUGCUAGUCGAACUUGAAGAGCUGCUUGUUGAAGAGGUUGAGGUGGAAGUGGAUGACGUUGAUGAGGUAGAGGUGGAACUAGAAGACGUGGAUGUCGAAGAUGUGCUGCUGGAAGACGUGGACGUGGAAGACGUCGAGCUGGACGAUGUUGAUGAGCUGGUGGUGCUCGUAGAUGACGUGCUCGUGCUGCUGGAAGAGGUUGAAGAUGUUGAGCUGGACGACGUGGAUGUGCUCGUGCUGCUGGUGGAACUAGAAGACGUGGAUGUCGAAGAUGUGCUGCUGGAAGACGUGGACGUGGAAGAAGUCGUUGAAGUUGUUGAGCUGGACGUCGAGGAUGUUGAAGAAGUUGAAGAUGAGCUACUAGAAGUGGAUGUAGAUGUAGUGCUUGUGCUGGAAGAUGUCGUGCUUGUGGACGAAGUGGACGAUGACGACGUUGAUGAGCUUGAUGUGCUGGAAGAGGACGUGCUGCUUGACGAAGUUGUUGUACUGCUCGUUGAAGUAGAUGUCGUGCUGCUAGUGGAACUGGAUGAGGAGGAUGAGGUCGUUGAGGAGGUGGUAGAUGAUGUUGAAGAAGUGCUCGUGGAUGAUGUUGUAGUUGUAGAAGUACUCGUGGAGGUUGUACUAGUUGACGAUGUGCUGCUGCUACUAGUCGAGGACGACGUCGUAGAAGUCGAAGUAGACGUCGUCGACGACGACGAGGUGCUAGUCGAUGUGCUUGAAGUUGAUGUGGUGCUUGAGGUGCUGCUUGUGGAUGUGGAUGAAGAGGUAGUGCUACUGGAGGUGCUCGAUGUACUGCUUGUGGAGGAAGUCGAGGUAGAUGUAGUGCUGCUGCUUGUGCUGCUCGAGGAAGUUGAGGUUGACGAAGUACUGCUUGAUGACGUUGUAGUCGAGGAUGUGCUUGUGGUGCUGCUGCUGGUGGAGGAUGUACUGGUACUGCUGGUGGAGGUAGAAGAGCUUGAGGAAGUUGUUGAGGAAGUGCUAGUUGUAGAUGACGAAGUAGAAGAUGUCGAUGUGGUACUGCUGCUGGUGGACGAAGUGCUUGUUGACGACGAGCUGCUGGUGGAUGUUGAUGUGGAAGAUGUUGAUGUCGACGAGGACGAAGUGCUCGUCGAGGAUGUCGAACUCGAUGAUGUGGAAGUGGAAGAACUGGUUGUGGAAGAUGUGGAGCUCGAUGACGUCGUGCUGGAUGACGUGGACGUCGAACUGCUGCUCGAUGUGCUCGUAGAGGAAGUACUGCUAGAAGAGGUGCUGGUACUUGUGGUUGAUGUAGACGAAGAUGAUGUGGAGGUUGAGGAUGUGCUUGAUGAGGAUGUUGAGGUCGAUGAAGACGACGUGCUGCUAGUGCUUGUGGAGGAUGUGCUCGUAGAGGAAGUGCUCGUGCUGGUGGUUGAUGUAGAAGAUGAUGAUGUGGAGGUUGAGGACGUGCUUGAUGAGGAUGUUGAUGUCGAUGAAGUCGACGUGCUGCUAGUGCUUGUGGAGGUUGUGCUCGUGGAUGAAGUGCUGGUGCUCGUCGUGGAAGUAGAAGAGCUUGACGUAGAUGUUGACGAGGUGCUUGAGGAGGAUGUUGAGGUCGACGAAGUCGACGUCGAACUGCUGCUUGUGGAGGAUGUGCUCGUAGAGGAAGUACUGCUAGAAGAGGUGCUGGUACUUGUGGUUGACGUAGAUGAAGAUGAUGUGGAGGUUGAGGAUGUGCUUGAUGAGGAUGUUGAGGUCGAUGACGUCGAUGUAGUGCUGCUGCUGGUCGAGGAAGUGCUUGUGGAUGACGUACUGGUGCUGGUGCUUGAUGUAGAUGAGCUGGAUGUGGAUGUUGACGACGUGCUUGAGGAAGAAGUUGAGGUUGACGACGUCGAGGACGUACUGCUGCUUGUGGAAGUUGUGCUUGUAGAUGAUGUGCUGGUGCUGCUCGUGGACGUAGACGAGCUUGAUGUGGAUGUUGACGACGUGCUUGAGGAAGAUGUCGAUGUCGACGAAGUCGACGUUGUACUGCUGCUUGUCGAGGAGGUGCUUGUAGACGAUGUGCUGGUACUGCUGGUGGAAGUGGACGAAGUUGACGUAGAUGAGCUCGAUGUUGAUGUUGAGGAUGUGCUUGAGGAGGAUGUUGAUGUCGAUGAAGUCGACGUGCUACUGGUGCUUGUUGAGGUUGUGCUCGUGGAUGAAGUGCUGGUGCUCGUCGUGGAAGUAGAAGAGCUUGACGUGGAUGUUGACGACGUGCUUGAGGAGGAUGUUGAGGUCGACGAAGUCGACGUCGAACUGCUACUUGUGGACGAUGUGCUCGUAGAGGAAGUGCUGGUGCUGCUGGUUGACGUAGAUGUUGAGGAUGUGCUGGAUGAGGAUGUCGAGGUCGAUGACGUCGAUGUAGUGCUGCUGCUGGUCGAGGAAGUGCUUGUGGAUGACGUACUGGUGCUG
Messenger RNA from Symbiodinium sp. CCMP2456, 4089 nucleotides. The record is from the annotation of a GenBank genome assembly. Lineage: Eukaryota; Dinophyceae; Suessiales; Symbiodiniaceae.